GGUGACCAGUGCUAGGGUUUCUCUUCACGUCCCACUGUCACUCGGGUCUGCCGUGUGGGGACCUUGCUGAGUCUUCCUCAGUCUGGGGGCGGCUGUCUCCCUUUCCAUGGGGGGGUGGCCCAGCGGCAGUCGGCUGCUUCCCUCAGUGGCACGGGCGUCCGUGGAUGGAGCGGUGCCUCCCGUUUCUGUGCGAGGACUUUUCCCAAAGGGGGUUUCAGGUGGAAGUCUUAAUAAAAUUUUACCAAUGAGAAAAAUGAAAUUUUGAGUCAAUCUGUGUUUUGUCACGUGCAUGUAGAAAAUUUCACAAGUCUUGGUGUGUGUAAAGAAUAAUGCAGGCAAAGGUAUGAGGAGGAAGUCCAGUCCCCGGACCCCAGGGACCUCCGGCAGGAGGACCUGGGAGACAGCCCGUCCCCCUCCCCUUGCGCAGUUUUCUCCCCGUGAAUCAUGCCACACCCACCUCACCCAGGCUCGCAUGGUCGAAGGGUGUGCUGGGCCAUCGGAGAAACGAGGUCCUCUUUCGGGCACUUCUCUGCAUUCUGGGGACCCCUCGUGGGCAUGGCCAUCGUGCGUCCCAGCUGCUCCAUGAGGCUCCUGGGGUGGGUGUGCCUCAGCUGAGCGAGCUGCCCCCUGGUGAGAAUUUGCUUGUUUCCAGGUUUUUUUGUUCUGCCGACACGACUGUAAUAAAUCUUCAUGGUCCAUCUUGACCGCCCCGGGCUUUUAUUUUGUGGCCUACGUUCCCGGAUCGCUGUAUUUUAAUCUGUGUCUGAUAGUUUUCCCCCGAAGUGAGGUGGUUCAUGUAUUUUUAACUUUAAUUUUGAAGUACUUGUAGAUUCUAGAAAACUUAGAAACUUUCAAAAAUAGUACGAAAAUCACUCCAGGAGUGGUGCAGGACAUACACGAGAUGAGCCCGGAGCAUCCUGUGGUGCCCAGAUGCGAGGACCUGCUAACCAAACCUCCCCCUCGCCCAUGGGCGUGCGAACCGCAGGAGCUGGGGUGGGGGGGACGAGCUCCCGGCGGCAGCGCCGAGAGCAGUUUGAGCAGCAGAGAACUAGUCUUGGUUACACCCGAAGUGUAGAAUGAGUGAGGCCAUACUGAUGGAAGUGACAAACAUACGGUGAGAAGACACCUGUGCAGAACUGCAGAGCUUUCCUGUGGAUUUCCGCCCUCACGGAGGGGAGCAGACCCCCCACGCCUUAGGUGUGGGCUGCAAAGUGACUUCCUUCCGAAAGUGACUUCCGUGCAGUGUGGCCGGCGGGGAGGCAGCUUUCCCGUGGGGAAGCCCGGCACGCGCCGCUGAGCCGUGGUCAGGCCGCGCCGCGCCGCUGCGUCCUGUGGGCGGCAGGCGCCCUGCUAGGAUGCGGUGAGAACCGGGCCCCACCUCUGUCUUCCUGCCUGAAUGCGCACCCCAGUCCAAUCCGGAGAAACACCGCUAGUUCUCAGAACUGGCCAGGGGGCUCCAAACAAGGCAAGCCCGAGAAACCGUCACCGCCGAGAAGGCUUGAGGAGACCUGCAGAGCGAGUGUAACGUGGGGUCCCGGCACAGAGACAGGCGUUAGGCAGGAAGUCGAGGGAGCUGAAAAAAGCAGGGACUUGAAUAACGUAUCCCUGUGGGUUCGUUAAAUUGUGACACAUGUACCACUGUCGUGUGAGAUGUUAGCAGGAGAAAUGGGGUGGGGUAUCAGUCUAUGUGAAUUUUUUAUUUAAGAAAAAUACAAGGAAUUCUCAUCCACGCUUCACGCAGGUUCCUCGGGACGUAUUACAUUUCCUUUAGUCCCUCCCUCUCUCGUCCAUGUUGACAUGUCACAUUGUCCUACAAUGAGAACAUUCGCUCUCGUAACUGCAGUCCAAGCCUCGAGGUCAGGAGGUCAGCAUUGACACAGCGCUCUUCCUCUCGACCCUCACAGACUUUGCUAAUGGUCGCAUGAAAGCCCUUGUAGAUGAAAGAAAGGAAAAACUCCUGCCUGGUGACCGGUCCAGGCGCGCAGGUUCGAAGCUCCCAGGGCACUUUAUUUUGCAGAAUGUCCCUCAGGGUUGGCUCCCUGAUGUCUGCUCGUGGUUCUGUCGCAGCCAUUGGCAGGAAUGCCCAGCCACGGCGUGCCCCUCCCACUGCAUCCUCUCCAGAGGCACAGGAGACCAUCUGUCCCACUCCUGGGGCUGACUCUGACCCCUUGGUUAAGGUGGCGUCUGUCAGGUUCCUCCACUGGAAAGUCACUACUGUCCCUGUGUAGUGAGUGAGCAUCUCGAGUGGAGAUACUGAGAAUGUAAAUAUCUGCGUUCUCCUCCAGCAUUCAGGCAAAGGGAACAGCAAGCAUAAAGGUCCUGAGGCAGGCAGCUGUCUGAGGUGUUCUGGGAACAUAAAGAGGACAGCGUGUCUCGAGUAAGGGAGGAGAAGAGUGGAAGGAAAUGAGGUUAGAGGGGUGACAAUGGGCCAAAGGGACUUUGUGGCCAAGAUAAGGGGUUUAGGGUUUAUUUUAAGUAUGACAGGAAGCCAUUGGCAGCAUCUCACACUCCUCUCUGCUCACUUUUUCAGCCUCGAUGACCUCUGAACGCAUGAGGAGAGCAAGCUCUUUCCUGCCUCAGGGCCUUUGCUCAGGCUGUUCCCACCCCUUGGAAUAUUCUCCCCUCUCUUUGUAUUCCUGGCUCCUUCUCUUUCAGCUAAGGUCACCUCCUGAAAGAGACCCUUCCAGAUCACUGUCUCCAAAUUACAGCUGGCCUGUUUACUCAUUCAUUCAACAAAUACUUAUGGAGGGCCUACUAUGUGCCAGGCCCUGUUCUAGGCACUGAGAAUACAGCAAUGGAAAAAAAAACCAGACCAGCCCUGCCCUCCUGGGGCUCACAUUCUAGUCAGGAGGGAGACAAUAAAUAGGAAGUGAGUCGGUGCUAAGGAGAGAAUAAAGGCAGAGGAUGGGGACAGGAAAUGUUCAGGAUCGCAUUCUUCACGAAGGUAACAUCUGAGUAAACCCCUUAAAGGAAAUGAGGGAUCUCGGAGGGAAAGGCAUUUCAGGCAGAGGGACCAGCCAGUGCAAAGGCCCUGAGGUAGAAGCAUGCCUGGUGGGGGUGGGGAUGAGCCAGGAGGCCAGUGUGGUGAGAGAGGAAUGAGUGAGGGGGCGACGGAUAGGAAAUGAGCUCAUAGGGGUGUGUCUUGGCUGCGGUGGGGAGAGAGACUAUAGGGCCUCGUGGACUUUCAACUGGAGGGAGAUGGGAGCCCCGAUGGACAGAGGCAGUGUGAGCUGAUUUCUUAGGUGUGCACAGCCUCCCUUCUGGCUGCCUGUGGGGAACAGACUGCCGGGGACAGGGACAGGGACAGGGAGGGCAGUGGGCAGGCUGCUGCCCUAGUCCAGCCCUACCACCGGCCCCGGGCCUGAUCACCACCUCAGCUCUGGGCCGUGGGCUUGGGAAAGGCAGCGAGCGCGCGUGCUCAGCCCUGGGUCCCCGCCGCGCGGAACGCAGCGGCCCGCCUGAAAUCUCCGCUAGGGGACUUCCUGCUCCCCUGUCUUGAGCUUUUGCUGUAUUGAGCCCUGUGCUGGACGCUGCAAGACACCAUGUUAGAAGUUCUGAAACUUCCCCACUUUACAGCCAAGGAGAGUGGGGCUCAGAGGGGCUGCAUCUGGCCAUAGAGGAAGCAGCAGGACGAGGAUCUGACUCCAGCUGCCCGACCUAGAGGGUCUGCAGGGGGCAGAGCCAGCCUGUGGGACCCGCGCCCCACCCCGCGCACCUGCCCAGCAGAGGCGUGCUCUCGCGCACGCGCCUGGGCGCAUUUAAGGCGCGCGCCGCGGGCGCCGCGCUCCGGCGGGAACUGGCGGACGCAGGGCCUGGCUCCCGCCGCCAGCCUGGAGGAUGCUGGUGAGAUGCGGCGCCGGGGGCCUGCUCCCCCUCGGGCCUCCCUCCCGGCACUGACCCCCCCCAGCCCCUCUCCCUUGCAGAGUCCAGCUGCCCCCCUCGACCCACAGCCUCCGAGCACGCCCCGCGCCGACGGCGUCCCCGCAGGCACGAGCGUCUACGCCGUGCGCCCCCCGGGGCCGUGCGCGCCGCCGGGGCUGGAGGAGGCGCUGAGCGCGCUGGGGUUGGAGGGAGAACGCGAGUACGCCGGGGACAUCUUCGCCGAGGUCAUGGUGUGCCGCGCGCUGCCCCGGAGGGCCCUGCCGAGCACCGUGACCGCGGAGAUGCGCGCGCUCGUGGUGGACUGGCUGGUCCAGGUGCACGAGUACCUGGGCCUGGCAGGGGACACGCUCUACCUGGCCGUGCACCUGCUCGACUCCUACCUGCGCGCGGGCCGAGUGCGCCUACACCGCCUGCAGCUGCUGGGCGUGGCCUGCCUCUUCGUGGCGUGCAAGAUGGAAGAGUGCGUGCUUCCCGAGCCCGCCUCCCUCUGCCUCCUGGGCGCCGGCUCCUUCUCCCGGGCGGAGCUUCUGCGCGCCGAGCGCCGCAUCCUGAGCCGCCUGGAUUUCCGGCUGCACCACCCGGGCCCGCUGCUGUGCCUCGGGCUGCUGUCCGCGCUGGCCCGGAGCGGCCCCCAGCUGCCCGGGCAGGUGACGCUCCUUGCCACCUACUUCCUGGAGCUGUCCCUGCUGGAGGCCGAGGCCGCGGGCUGGGAGCCCGCUCGGCGCGCAGCUGCGGCGCUGAGCCUGGCGCACCGCGUGCUGGACGGGGCGGGCUCCGGGCCCGAGCCGGCGCUUUACAGCCCCGCGGAGCUGGGCCCGCUCGAGCCGUGCAUGGCCCGCGCCGCGCUCCGGGGUCCCGCGCCCGGCCGCGCCGCCAUCUUCCUCAAGUACGCGCGGCCCCAGCGCCGGGGCACCAGCCUCGCCGCCGCCCGCCUGCUCCGCCGCCCGCAGCCCGGGCCUCCCUGAGCCCGGGGACCGCAUCGAAGAAGACUCCGUGUGUGUCCGUCUACCGUUUCAAUAAAAGAGUUUUUAUUCCCGGC
This is a messenger RNA of Equus caballus (horse), 4921 nucleotides long. Lineage: Eukaryota; Metazoa; Chordata; Mammalia; Perissodactyla; Equidae. The record is from RefSeq and is a predicted model, not a curated record.